AUGAGUACUAACAAAAUCACCUUCUCUCUAAACUGGCAACCUGCCCCAUACCAUAUCCCCAUCUACUAUGCCCAAAUUAAGGGUUACUUUAAGGAUGAAGGACUCGAUAUUGCUAUCUUGGAGCCUUCGAAUCCUUCAGAUGUGACCGAGUUGAUUGGUUCGGGUAAGAUUGACAUGGGUUUGAAGGCAAUGAUUCAUACACUUGCGGCCAAAGCACGUGGCUUUCCUGUAACUUCGGUUGCAUCCUUGUUGGAUGAACCCUUCACAGGUAUUCUAUAUCUUAAAUCGAGUGGAAUCACUAAUGAUUUCUCAACCAUUAAGGGAAAGAAAAUCGGCUACGUCGGGGAGUUUGGUAAGAUUCAAUUAGACGAACUCUGCAAAUACCAUGGUCUCAAGGAGAGUGACUAUACCGCUGUCAGAUGUGGUAUGAAUGUCGCAAAGUACAUCAUCGAGGGGAAGAUCGAUGGUGGUAUUGGUAUUGAGUGUAUCCAGCAAGUUGAGCUGGAAGAAUACUGUAAACAAAAGGGUUUGGAUGAACAAGAAGUCCAAAUGAUGAGGAUUGAUCGGGUUGCCUGCUUAGGCUGCUGCUGUUUCUGCUCUAUUUGCUACAUUGCCAACGAUGAGUUUCUUAAGAAUAACACAGAGAAAGUCAGGUCUUUCUUGAAGGCAAUCAAAAAAGCAACUACCGAAAUUCUUGCUGCACCACAGGAUUGUUGGGAAACCUAUGUUGACUUUAAACCUCAAUUGAACAACAGUCUCUCAUACAAACAGUUUGAAAGAUGCUAUGCUUACUUUUCAGCAUCGUUGUUUAAUGUUGACCGAGACUGGCAAAAGGUCACCAACUAUGGUAAGAGAUUGGAAAUUUUACCACCUGACUACAAGGCCAACUAUACAAAUGCCUUAGUUCCUGGUGAAGAACCUGCUGAGACUGUUGAUCCCACCGAAGCACAAAGAUUAAUGGCAGUCCACCAAGAAGAAGUCAGAAAGAAUGGUGGAUUCCACAGACUUGCCAUUUAA
Molecule: messenger RNA, 1017 nt
Organism: Pichia kudriavzevii
Lineage: Eukaryota; Fungi; Ascomycota; Pichiomycetes; Pichiales; Pichiaceae
Exons: 1
Coding region: 1-1017 (338 amino acids)
Biological process (GO): thiamine biosynthetic process
Source: RefSeq, a predicted model, not a curated record